Messenger RNA from Protobothrops mucrosquamatus (brown spotted pit viper), 998 nucleotides. RefSeq names its product cytochrome c oxidase subunit 7A-related protein, mitochondrial (gene COX7A2L). Bases 80 to 430 code for a protein of 116 amino acids. Lineage: Eukaryota; Metazoa; Chordata; Lepidosauria; Squamata; Viperidae. Gene Ontology annotation, biological process: regulation of oxidative phosphorylation; mitochondrial respirasome assembly; mitochondrial electron transport, cytochrome c to oxygen. The record is from RefSeq and is a predicted model, not a curated record. The transcript is spliced from 3 exons.
GACGUCGCAGCCGGGUACCUUCUUGCUUGCAAAGCGGGAGGGCACAUGUAGCUUAGGGGAGUCGUUCCGAGGUCCCGUCAUGUAUUACAAAUUCGGCGGCUUCACGCAGAGGCUGGUUGGGACCGGCGCUUCCGCUGCCUGCUCCCCUCAGGGAUUCAAGCCAGUAGUAUCUGUGGAGUCUCCAGCUGUGAUAUUUGAUACCCCAAUUAAAGUUGCUUCAGACACACCAAACAAGGUUGGGGGUUUGGUUAAGAACAAAGUACCAAAACUGCAGAAAUUAUUUCAGAGGCCUGAUGAUAUUCCAGUACAUCUGAAACGAAGCCUUCCCGAUCGACUUCUUUACCGGACCACUAUGGCAUUAACAAUAGGAGGGGCCAUCUACUGUCUGAUAGCUCUCUAUAUGGCCACCAGUCCCAAAAGAGAGAAGUGAAUGAUGUAUUUCCAGAAAGAUCGUCAUCUAACUGUGCUCUGAAAAGGAAGACUUGCACUUAACCUUCUGAUGUUAUAAUGAAGUCAUAUGAUAAUAUAUUGCAUAUUCUUGGGUUUCGAGUUGAGUUAAAAACAAACAUAGAGUAAUGUAAGGAAUUUAGAGUAAAAUCACUAUUAUGGUGGAGAAUGUCAUUAUCACCUAUGUAGUUUUGCGGAUUCCUCUUCAGAACUGUCAAUAAAAUAAAACUCAUGUAGACUGGUUAGUCUGAAGAACUUCCUAAUAAUAAGGUGUGAUAACUUGAUGGUUGAUGCAGUGCGUGAGAGAAAGAGAUGAGAAUCUGACAUUGAAGAUGUUACCAUCUGUUAACAUUUUGGAUGUAAUUUUUGUGGAGUCAUAUUUAAUAAAUAUUUUGUUCUAACCUACCACAACUUUCUGUUCUGAAUAAUUGUACAUUUCAUUAAUUCUGCUUCUGAGUUGCACAUUUCUUGGAAAGAGUGUUGCAUUUAAGGUUCUGUGUAGCACAUUAAUUCCACAAUGGUUCCCCAUCACUUUGGAAAUGUUUUUGUUU